This is a messenger RNA of Geodia barretti, 4165 nucleotides long. NCBI's taxonomy places the organism in Eukaryota, Metazoa, Porifera, Demospongiae, Tetractinellida, Geodiidae. The record is from the annotation of a GenBank genome assembly.
UCAAACAAAUGACGUCAUUCGCAGCUGAUAUCCGGUGAUCUUGCUGCAUUGCCGGCCAUUGGGUUUAUGAGGGAUGGCAGGGUUUAGUGGAGCUCUAAAGCUGACAGAUCUGGACGACUUUAUAACUCCGUCGCAGGCGUGCGUGAAGCCGGUGACAGUCGAGAAAAAGCCGGGAAAGGGAGUUGCCUCGAUCAAGAUAGGACCUGAUGGGACAUACUCCCAAGUAGAUGAGGAAGGAUCUGAAGUGGUGUUAGAGAAGGCAACAAUAUCAUUGAAUGACUGCUUGGCUUGCAGUGGAUGUGUGACAUCAGCCGAAAGUGUUCUCAUCUCACAGCAGAGUCAGGAAGAGGUUUACAGGGUGGCCGAGGAAAACAAGAAACUGAAACAGGAGGGAAGAGGAGGGGAAGGAAAAGUGAUUGUGGUGUCCAUAUCCCCACAAGCCAGAGCCUCUAUUGCUGCCAAAUUCAACCUCACAGUCCAGCAGGCGGCAGAAAAGCUGGUGACUUUUUUCAAAGACAUCGGAGCUCACUACGUCUUUGAUCUGACUUUUGCCAGAGAUUUCGCUCUCAUUGAAAGUGCCCGCGAGUUUGUGAGGAGAUUUCGUAACUCUACGGCCAAAUGCUCUCUCCCAAUGCUUACUUCGGCCUGUCCCGGGUGGGUAUGCUAUGCUGAGAAGACCCACGGGACCUACAUCCUCCCGUACAUCAAUACAACUAAGAGUCCUCAGCAGAUAAUGGGCUCCUUGGUAAAGUCACACUCCAUCAGCAAGACGCCAAGUGAUAUCUACCACGUGUGCGUCAUGAUGUGCUACGACAAGAAGCUCGAAGCUUCGAGAAGUGAUUUCUAUAGCGACCUGUACCGAACUAGGGAUGUCGAUUGUGUCAUUACUUCAGUUGAAGUGGAGAAGAUGUUUAAAGAAAGAGAAGUCGAUUUUUCCUCCCUCCCUCCCCUCCCCUUGGACUCACCGUUCUCCAGCUCAGAAAAGGGGGCGUACUAUGGACAUGGUGGAGGUGGCUCGGGUGGCUACCUGGAAUAUACAUUGAAGUAUGCAGCAUAUGAGCUGUAUGGACAGGAUGUGAAAGAAGUGACUUAUAAAACUCUUCGUAACAGAGAUUUCCGCGAAGUCACACUCGAGGUAGGUGGGCAGCCGGUGUUGAGGUUUGCAGCUGCCUAUGGUUUCAGGAACAUUCAGAACCUGGUCCAGAAAAUGAAGAGAAGGAAGUGCGCGUAUCACUUUGUGGAAGUCAUGGCUUGUCCCUCAGGCUGUCUGAAUGGUGGGGCCCAGAUCCGACCCAGUGAGGAGGAGACAGCAAAAGACGUCCUCGCUAAAGUCGACAGCCUCUACAACUCUGUCACGCUAAGAAGACCUGAAGAGAACCAUGAGAUCGAGAAACUUUAUAGGGGGACUCCGCGACAGGAUAUACCGCAUCCGGUCUUCAGCGACGCUGCAAUGUACGACGACGUGUUCGACAAGGAAGGCCGCCUACUGAGCGGUAGAAACACGGCCAAGUUCAGCAGUCCCCUACACACCGUGGGAUACAACAGUCUCAAUGAUCCGCACUGUCGAAAGUUGUUUCUGAACAACAAACGUCUUCGAUCACACCUCAUCAAUCUUGGCUUGAUCACGGACGAUUUGAAGGUGGUUGCUACGACGAAAGAGCAGCGGCAGAAGAUAAGAGCCCAUGAGCUUCUUGAGAGAAAAGAGAUGCUAGCACAAAAACUGGAGUGCAGGGAGAAGGAGAGACUAGGGCGACUGUGCCAGCCAUUCAACGUUCCCCGGACCUACCAGGACUCUGUCGCCAGACACGAAUACAGGCAGCAGCAGUGGAGCCAGGUGCAGGAGAUGAAAACGAAAAAGAUCAUACGACAGCAAGAGCAAGAGAGAGAGGAGACGUGCAGGAAACUGAGGCGGAAGAAGGCAGAGUUGGAGGCAGCAAUGGACGAGGCCAGAUUACAGGAGCAAGCCCGCAGGAACGCUCUCAGGGUCCAGCAACAGGUGGCAGAAAUACGAGCAUACGAGAAAGCCUACGGAAGGACGGCUCACUGGCAUCGUGAAGCAGAUAAGAUUAACAACAGAAUGGUAGCUAUGAAAUUACAGUGGGCAAAGAAAAAACAACGGAGCGUGCUCUCACAGUCUUUUCCACCACCCUCCCAAUAUCGGCAAACCUCUCAAGAGGACAACGAUAAGCUCAAAACAUUGCCCAAACUUCACAUUCAGGAGAAUAAGAUGGGAAAGGUCACCACAUCCCCUAGAGUUACUAGAGAGGGAGAGAGUGAGGGAGAAGGAGAGAGAGCGGAAGAGAAAGACAGAGAACCAAGCGGUGAACCUUUGCAAGGGAGAGAAGAACUGACAAAGGGAAUUCAAGACCCGCGACCUGAGAGCACUGUGAGAGAAGAAAUGAAAACCACACCCACUCACGAGGAAGACGAGAAGAGGGAAAUUCCUCCACAAACAGGAUUGGACCCUGACGAGCCAGUAACAAAGGGUUUGCCCCUCCCACCACGCCCUGAAUCUCCUCUCCCCACGCAACAAGGAUUGCCCGUUGUUGGAGCACCACAUCAGCAGCAGGACCUUGUUGCCGAGGGCGACCAAGCCAAGCAGGAGCUCGCAAAGAUUCUAAUUGAUGCCCUCCUCAGUGUUGAGGGUGAGGGAGGGACUGGAUAUAUCACAGUAGAGGACUUCUUGCAAGUUCUUACGUCUCCUGAUCUCGGGCUACAGCUGGAAGAAAACGAACAAACUUACGUCACUUCUCAGGUGGAUCCAGGUGCCAGUGGAGUGGUGGACUACAGAGAAGCUGCCGCUCUAGUUCCGGAACUUCUCCAGCUGAUAUUCUCACAGAGAGCAGAGCAGAGCAUGCAAUACUAUGGGUAUUAUGUGGAGGAGGAGUGGGUGCAGAUGUAUCCGGUGUCAGGGGGCGUGAUCUACCUCAACAAGUUGACUGGGAGGCUCCAGAGCGGCCGUCCCGAGGAAUACAGACCUUUCCUCAAGGACGAAGUGUUUGAAUAUUCUCUGGUGGAUUUCUUUGAGACUGCAGACACCGAUAGGGAUGGAGUCAUCGACUAUGAAGACUUCUACAAUCUCCUAGCGUCUCCUCAAGUGACCUCUAGGGUGUACCGUGGUCAGAUGGAAGAGCUGCUAGGGCUAUACCAGUCCCUGACGUUCGAGACAGGUGGCCAGAUGGACCUAGCCCUGUUCCCAGCUGUAGGCAACCCUCUCCUGCUCAUGAUCUAUCAGAAUGCCUACCCUGACGUGGAGGAGUGGAUUGAGCUGGAGUCAAAGAAAUUCGGAGUGUUUUGGUUGAACAAGACCACAGGAGAGAUAGCUCUGCAGCAGGGGGAGGAGAGGUCAGAGGUCAUUGUGGGUGGGGCAGAUGGGUCAUCUCUUGUCGAGGGAGGGAGGGCGAGGAAAAAGAGCAGGUCAAAGAAGAAAAGAAAGCACAGAAAGAAGUCCAUAGAAAGUGAGUCUGCUCAAUCACCACCGGACCCUCUAUUAACUACCCAGACUGAGACCCAAUCCAGCAAUCAAGGGGGUGACCCCUAUCAUAACGAGUCUCCCUCACAACCAAUAACCCAUUCUUCGAUGAACGAGUCCUCACUCGAUGAACAGGAGCAGAGAUCUGACUCACUAAAGCCGGUUAGCUCCAGAAGUCGACUCUUGGUUCCGACCGUGUUUGAAACUAUCCCCGAAGAAGACGAAACAGCUCUGGACGACAGUCUGGUGGCAGGGCGUGGUAUUGGAGAUGGUGGGGAGAGGAAGAUGGAGGGAGAGCGACAUAAACUUGGACAGGAAGUGGAAGAGAGGAAAGGAGAGAAAACAGAAGAAACGGCAGAAAAAGAAAUAAAGACCCAAGGAGAAAAGGCAGCACACAAGCAGGGAGAGAGGAAGGAGCAGGGAGACGACGAAGAAGUGUUAGAGCACACAGAGAGAAAAGAAGGAGAGAAUGAAGGGGGGGUAAAGGAAGAGGUUGAAGAUAAAACGACCCUAACAGAAGAAAGAAAAGGCACUAGUGACAACGAUAAUCGCGUGGAGACUGAGACCAAGACCGUAGACAGCAGUGAUGCAGAGACAUAAACCUUUGCAUCACACACACCCAUCUAAUGUCACUAUACACACAAAACCAUCCUACAGUUCAUUCCUAUGGUGAUACACUGUGGUAUGAUGUUA